AUGGAGAUAGGGUGCAUGGUGGUGCACCUGAGGCGGCGGUGGCAGCGUGGUCGCAAGGCUCAGACACGAGGUGAGGGGGCUGCUGUUGAUGCUAUGUGUCAAGCACAGACGAUGUUAUGCCCCAACCGGACCUGCACGGCGCCAUCCAAGGGCCGCCAGUGGCGUAUCUCGGCGAGCACCUCAGCGCCUGAUGCACUCUGCGCGCUGCUGUCGGUCACUCCAUGGAAGGGUAGAGGAUACGGCACGACGGCGGCGUGCAGCAGCACCGCGGUGACUUACCACUGGCACCACCCCUCCUGUGGCAUGCAGCACUCGUCGGCGGACAAUGACCACUUUCUUCUGCCGUCCCCCCCCCCUUCCGUUUCAGGUUUGAGUUUGCUGCCCCUAAAGAGACCCUCGCAUCUUGUCUGCCCCAGGUGUCCGUUGUCUUUUACGAGCAUCCACACCCACCCACACAUAUAUAUGUAUAUCUUCACAAGCACGAGCAGGAACUAUACGCCCGCUGUAGCUCGUAACUCUAUACAGUACAGCGAGCAGAGGAGGCAGAGCAGCAACCGAGUUUUUCUUCUUCAGACGUAA
This is a messenger RNA of Leishmania mexicana MHOM/GT/2001/U1103, 579 nucleotides long. RefSeq lists its product as hypothetical. Bases 1 to 579 code for a protein of 192 amino acids. The record is from RefSeq and is a predicted model, not a curated record. The transcript has a single exon. NCBI's taxonomy places the organism in Eukaryota, Euglenozoa, Kinetoplastea, Trypanosomatida, Trypanosomatidae.